ACCAACUAAGAUGAUGCUGAAUGAAACCCUAUUUCUUACUCUCACAUUCGCUGAUGCUGAUCAAAAUCUUUCUUUAAUCUCCCUUUCUAAAAAAUGUCAUGUGCGGGGAAAUCUGGUUCGAAUUGGUUAGACCGUCUUCGAGUUUCAAAAGGUUUUCCAGCUGGUAAUGAUGUCGAUCUUGUACAUUUCUUAAACCCUAAUACUAGUAUCGAAAGUAAUUCAGUUACUGAGACGAAUGAUGAAAAGGUGAAUAAUAAUAAAUCAGUCGGUAUGGAAGAAGAUGAUGAAGAAGAAGAAAUCCAAGUAGCAAAGGUGAAAAAGAAACAAUCUCUUACUUACUCAAGAGAUGAGAAAGAUAAAGAAAGUGAGAAUUUGUUUGAUUUAAUGAGUAGUGUUUUAUCAGAAUUAUUCAUUAUGGAUAAUAAUAAUAACAAUAGUUCUGGUAGAAAAUGUCAAGACAUCAGUUCUAGGAAAACAAGAAGCGGUCGGAAACAGAAAAAUCCCAAACCUUGUGUUAUUAGUAAUGAAAGUGAUGAUCCAGAAACGUCACCUUCUACUGCUGAUGAUAAUAGUGAUAAAGAGGGAGACAAGAAGAAAUUAGGGUUUGAUUUGGAGAAAAAUAAAAAAUGGAAAGGUGGAUUUAUAUCAGGGUAUUCUAGGGCUGAUGUAAUGAUAAUUGAUACAAGUGCAUCAAUUUGGAAAUCGGAUAAAUGGGUUUUUAGAAAAGGAAAUGUUUGGAAAGUUAGAGAUAAAAUAUCAAGAUGCAGAAAAGUUAUUAGGAUGAGAAAGAAGAGAAAGAGUAAUAAUCAGUUAUCUGAUAAUGAAAAUGGAGACAAAAAGAAGAAGAAAAAGGAGAGGUUACUGAAGAAUUCUCAGUCUCCAUCCUCAUUAGAAACAGAUAAUGCGUUCAAAUGAAAGAGGAGGCUCCCCUAGCAUUAGUUUGUCAGACUGUACAAUAUGUCGUUGCAUUGUUGUGGAAGUCUCAUUCAAUUUACUAGUGUUUGAGGAAAUUCAGAACGCACCACCUCUGUUCAAAUGAAGGAUUUAGUCUUUACUUAUUGUUCAUUAAGUUGGUUGUAACAGCUUGAUUUGACAUUCUUGUCAUAGUCUAACUUGGCUUAUUGUUACUCGUAUACUAUUGCAUAAACUCUGGAUAUAAGUUUUGAGCUGGAACUUGCGUUCUUCAUUUUUCUGCUUCAGUAAUGAAAUUUUAAGGAACCUUGUUUCCCAUACACAAGGACAUUUCAUGUAAUUGAUAUGGUGGUUCAUUAUUGUUUGACGUUUACCUUGCUUCAAUUUUUAGGAUACAGUUUAGUGUCUAUCUAGCUGUAGCUGGAAGAAUCCUAGUUGUACUCUGUGGAUCUUAUCUAAUAUUGUUAUCUGCUUAAGAUAAAAGUGUAACACAUUCCUUUUUUGUUUCA
Molecule: messenger RNA, 1421 nt
Organism: Papaver somniferum (opium poppy)
Lineage: Eukaryota; Viridiplantae; Streptophyta; Magnoliopsida; Ranunculales; Papaveraceae
Exons: 2
Coding region: 94-915 (273 amino acids)
Source: RefSeq, a predicted model, not a curated record